Leguminivora glycinivorella is the source of this 444-nucleotide messenger RNA. Its product is annotated as chorion class high-cysteine HCA protein 12-like. The coding region runs from base 1 to 351 and encodes 116 amino acids. The transcript has 2 exons. NCBI's taxonomy places the organism in Eukaryota, Metazoa, Arthropoda, Insecta, Lepidoptera, Tortricidae. The record is from RefSeq and is a predicted model, not a curated record.
AUGUCUCCCUACACCGUGCUCAUCCUCUGCCUGCAGCUGUGCCUCAUCCAGUUAGAGUACAAUUCAACCGAAACUAUUUAUUUUCAGUCCGUGUUAAGCCAGAACUACGGCUGUUGCGGCUCCAGCUCCGGUUCUUACGGCAUCAGCUCCGGCUCUUACGGCGGCGGCUGCGGCUCGUACGGCGGGCAGGGCUGCGGGCAGGUGGGCGUGAACGGCCCCAUCCAAGCGUGCGGCACCACCUGCGUCGACGGCUGCGUGCCCGUGCUCGGAUCCGUCUGCUUCGGCGGCUGCGCGCCCGCCUGCGGCUCCGUCUCCAUCUGCGGACAGUGCUGCGGAUGCGGAUGCAACUAAACUCUUCACUCGCAACAAAUAUCUCAUCUAUUCAUUGGAAACCAAGUCACGAAAAAUUUAUCAGUCAUGAAAUAAACAACAAAUUAUGAUAAA